Messenger RNA from Monopterus albus (swamp eel), 3158 nucleotides. RefSeq names its product solute carrier family 8 member B1 (gene slc8b1). NCBI's taxonomy places the organism in Eukaryota, Metazoa, Chordata, Actinopteri, Synbranchiformes, Synbranchidae. The coding region runs from base 403 to 2037 and encodes 544 amino acids. The transcript has 15 exons. Gene Ontology annotation, cellular component: membrane. Gene Ontology annotation, molecular function: calcium:sodium antiporter activity. The record is from RefSeq and is a predicted model, not a curated record. Gene Ontology annotation, biological process: intracellular calcium ion homeostasis; calcium export from the mitochondrion.
AAGCUUACGAAGAGUCCUUGAAUGUGGCACCCGUCUUUUAGUAAAACAGUAGGUGGAGUCUCAGGCGAAAAUACACGGGACAUAGGACACUGUUAUGCACAGAGUUAAAGAGACAGGUUGUUCAAGUGCAGCUACAGUGACGUGUAUUUCCAGAUUUUUUCGUAGCCUGUUUUGGUUUACUUAAAACUUCCGUAGUGCAGGACUGGAACAGCCUAGCUCAACCCUCAUCAGCCACCAGCAGAAUGGACGCAGCUCCGGGAUAGAGUGAACCAUGUCUUCUGCUGUUUUCUUGUCACUUGUGUUGGUGUUGUCGUGUCACCAGCUGAUCACCUCGGGUUCCUAGGUCCUCAGGAACCAGCCUGCUGUCGGAUCGGACGGUCUACAUGCAAUUUAUUAGCCAUAAUGCUGCACAACAGCGACGAUGAGUGUGACCUUGUGAUGAACCUGAGCGCUGCAGACCGCUGUGCGUUUGUGAAGAGCACGCCAGACUGUAACAUGGAAGAUGGCUUUAUCAACUACCUUCAUGUGGCUUUCUGUCUGCUGCCUCCUAACCUCACACCUCUCACCAUCACCCUCUGUCUUUUAUGGCUGCUUUUUCUGUUUGUCAUUCUGGGACUUGCAGCGUCAAAGUUUUUCUGUCCCAACCUGUCAGCCAUCUCCACCAGUCUGCACCUCACUCACAAUGUGGCUGGUGUGACUUUUCUGGCUCUUGGUAACGGAGCUCCUGACAUCUUCAGCGCCAUGGCAGCUUUCUCCCACCCACACACUGCUGGCCUUGCUGUCGGAGCCUUAUUUGGAGCUGGCAUAUUUGUUACUACUGUAGUUGCAGGCGGCGUGGCGCUGGUCAAACCUUUCACUUUGGCCUCCCGCCCUUUCCUGCGUGAUGUCAUCUUCUAUAUGGUUGCAGUGUUUUGGACAUUCCUUAUUCUGUUCAGAGGAACCAUAACACUGGGAGAAACACUGGGGUACCUGUGCCUCUAUGUGGUGUAUGUGUUGACUGUUAUAAUCAGUGCAUGCAUCUACAACCGGCAAAAACAUUCUCAGAACACAAGUGUCCAGAAUGUUGCUCAUAUCCCAGAGGAGUAUCACUCAUCCGAUUCAUCUGAUGAUUUUCCAGUAUGUCUCAGUGAUAGAAGCAUCCAGCAGGAGUAUGAGUCAGAGUACAGACCGCUUCUGCCGUACUCCGAGUCCACGAGUCAGAUCCUGCUGAGCUCUCUGAACCCAGUGGACAACAGGAAUUGGAGGAGGAAAUCGUGGAGGUGGAGAAUGCUCAAAGUACUGAAGACACCUGUAGAGGUCCUACUGCUGCUCUGUGUCCCCAUAGUCGACCCUGAUAAAGAAGACAAGAACUGGAGACGCCCACUGAACUGUCUUCAUCUGAUCACGGCUCCACUGGUGUGUGUGUUGGCCUUCCGCUCAGGAAUGUAUGGAGAUUAUAUGAUCGAAGGGCAGUUUCCACUCUGGCUGCUAACUCUUCUGCUGGGGCUUUUCCUGUCUGCUAUUGUCUUCUGCACCACCACCAAUGACUGCCCUCCUAAAUAUCAUCCAGUGUUUGCUCUUUUGGGCUUUGUGGCGAGCGCAGUGUUGAUCAGUGCAGCAGCCUCUGAAGUGGUCAGUCUUCUGCACAUGCUCGGUGUAGUGCUGAGUCUCAGCAACACUGUGCUGGGUCUGACUUUGCUGGCCUGGGGCAACAGCACAGGAGAUUGUUUUGCUGACAUCACACUUGCCAGACAGGGUUACCCAAGGAUGGCCAUAUCUGCCUGCUUUGGAGGCAUCAUUUUCAACAUGCUGAUUGGAGUGGGCGUGGGGUGUCUGGUGCAGAUGAUUACAACACACACUGAUGUGCAGUUUGAACCAGGGGGUUUGUUGACGUGGAUUCUUGCAGGAUUUCUGGGUUUGUCUUUGGUCCUGUCCUUUGUUAUUGUUCCAUUUUGCCGGUUCCACUUGGGUCGGACCUACGGGAUCUUCCUCCUCAUCUUCUAUGGCAUCUUCCUUGUCAUUGCAUUGCUCACAGAGUUUGGCAAGAUCCACGUAUAGAAGUGACACUGAGCUCAGUCUGAAAUAAGGGAUGUUCUCCCAUAAUGCAAACUGACACACUGGAACAGCUACCCUGAGUGUAAGGAAAUGUCAUCUUUUACCUGUGACAUUGAUGCACUGUUUAUGCAAGAAUCAGCAGUACACUUACCCAGAGUCAUCCUGUGGCAACAUGCAAAUUAUAGGUAUAGUCAGUGAUUCUAAUUCAUUACACAUUUUGGGAUAUUAAUCUAAAUGUUCCUCACAUUUCUCUGCCUGGCCUUUCAGUUUGUGCACUGGAUAAACCUCAGGUGGCGGUGUGAUUUGCUUCCUCUGUAAUAGGUGAGGAAAGGAUCUGAGUCAGGCCAGCUAAUUUUGCGGGACAGGUGGGUUAGUUAUUUCCUAUCAUUAGGGUAAGUGGCUAACUUUUGGGGUAAUGUUGUAUAUAGCAAGCUAUACAUAUAGCUUGUUUGCUAUAUCAACUUUUCCCGGGACACUGAGCUAAAUUGCUAGUUUGCAACUGUAUGCGGUUGGUCUGACUUCAGCUAUAGCAGCAGGAGAUUGUUGUGAGAGAAUAAAAAUGGAGUCUGUGGCUGGUUAGCUACAUGCUAUGCCCCAGUUGCUAGUAUUCUGACAUGCUCCCUUUGACAUCGGCUCUUUCCCAAGUGAUUAGUAUUGUCACCGUGGUCGUGCGUGCUCAUGAAUUAUCAGUGUUGUGGUUACGAGCUCCUAAAUGAAACCACUUGUGGAUUUGUGAUCAUAAUGUAGACAUUCUUUUGCUAGAAUUGCUGACUAUACCUUUAAUAACAAGCUAGGAGUUUCCUGUCAGGGACACAAGCUUCUUGCUUGUGCAGGCUGAUUGUACUUUUUGAUUUUGGAGGGAAAAACUCUGGCUGCAGAAAUGUGUACUUUUAAAACACAAGCUAAAUGUACUGUAAAUCAAAAUGUUAAUGAUCUUCUACAAAACUGCUGUCCGAUAAUUAAAUCAAUGUACUUGACAAUUUUAACAAUUUAUUAAAAUCCAUUAUUAACUAACUCAAAUACAUUACAGAAUAGGAAGUUAUUAUAUAAAAGUAAAAUACUUUUAGUCAAACAGUGAAGUACAGAAGAGGAUCAGGGCCAUUGUUAAAAACAAAAAACAAAAA